GUCGUGGGCGCAGCGAAGUACUCGUCAACUGUCAAAAGUUCAGUGACAUUUAUUUAUACUUUAACGUGCUCUCGGGACAGGUGUGUUUAUAAUAAACAAGUGUUAUUAUUUUGGAUUUGUGAUUAAGCUAUGAUAUAUGGAGAGUUCGAUUAAAAGAUGAGAACUGGACUUAUGAUGGAAAACAAGAUAUUUGGACUAUUGGUUAUAUUGUUAUUGGCACCUGACGCACUAUCAAAAUCAAAAUCACGACUAGCGAAACUACAGGUCGAUGCGCUGUCUAAGACGAGGUGUGAUUUGACGUGCAUUGACGUCGUCAAGGAAAAUAGAUCAGAAUGCCGUGCACAGUGCCGGGCGCAAGAGCAAAAGCCGGGUACAUGCCCCGGUGAAGACCUGCCUCAGUGGCAAGCCGCUUGUGUCAAAACCUGCGACUUGGACUACCAGUGCGAUGGCACGCAGCGGUGCUGCCACCACGGCUGUGGGUCUACCUGCAGCGAACCUACAGACCUACUGACAUUGCCAGGACUCCCAGCAUUACCAAUCAUAGAAGAAGUGAAAGAGAAGCGGAAAUCAAUUCUCAUUAGAUGGUCCGAUGGCGUUGGAGACCUAGCCCGAGCAGUGCCUGGCAAGAUUCUGUAUCUGCUUGAGGAGCAACACCAUCUCGGACCGAAAUAUGAGGAGACGAGGCUUGGAGGAUGGAAUCUACUAUUAAGAACCAAUAAAACGAGAAUUUCUCUCCGCAACGUGCUGAAACCAGGUCGCUGGUACCGCUUCAGGGUUGCCGCUAUUAGCUCAGCUGGUAGCAGAGGUUUCUCGUCGCCCAGCCUUCCCUUCUACCCUAGGAAGGGACCCAGGGCGCCUCCACCGCCCAAACGCUUAAGGGUGCGCCCGGUGCGAACUGAAAACGGUACAGUAACCGUUCGGCUCGAAUGGAAGGAGCCCAACUCGGACUUACCGGUGAACAGAUACAAAGUGUACUGGAGCCGUCGUGUCCGCGGCGUGACAGGGGAUCUUGAUUCUGUUCUAGUAAACCAUCUGACAGUUCCUAGGGACAAAACCUACGCUGAAAUAAAAGAGCUAAAACCUAACUCAAUGUAUUUCUUGCAAGUUCAAACGAUCAGUCAAUUUGGCACUGGCAAGCUUCGAAGUGACAAAGCGGCCGUAUUUUACAACACCACGAGCACCCCCGAUAUUCCGCCACAGUCUCUUAAAAAACAUGAAAAAAGUAAAAGGGUUGUCAAAAAUCUAAAACUGCACAAGGUUAUUUGGCAAAACGGAAAAUUGAAAGCUAGAAUAUCCUGGAGUCCCAUUUCUUCAAGCGAGAUUAGAAGAUAUGUUGUACAGUGGCGAACGGAAAAAUGUGAAAAUCCCCAACACGAAAAUAAAGUUAUGUCGGCAACUACUGAGCAAACUUCAUUCGAAAUUUACGAAUUGGAUUAUGAUUGCACUUACAAAGUGAAUGUAAAUAAAUCACGGAAAAGUGUAUCUCCAGACUCAGAAAUCUUAGUUGCUGUUCCUGGGUGUGACUACUUUCAACGCCGAAUGAAUGGCACAGUUUUUAAUUGUGACCUUUAAUAAUUCUGUAUCGCUAAUUUAAAACCAUUUCGCCUGAGCUACUCAUUUAACAGUAUUAUAAUAAAAUAUAAUAUUUCAACAUCUUGAGAGACUUAUAAAAAACUACACAUUCCUAGUUUGUUAAAAAUGUCUGGAGUAACAACUUUUUAGGGUAUUCAAAACACAGCAUCUUUCAGAAUUUGCUAUACGCAACAUAGUGUAGUGUACUUAAACAGUAAUGUAUUCCAUAAUAAUUAUUAGGUAACAUUUAAGGGUCAUAUAGACGAUCAAGCAAAUCUUGUCACUAAAAAAAGGCGCGAAAUUAACCUUUGCCGCUACGUUUUCUAUACAUUUUUUUAAGUACAUAUAUUAUGGGUUGUCGAUUAUUCCGCUAACGUCAAGGUUUAGGAAAGCAAGCUUUAUGAAGAUGAUUGGCCGGUAAGCCCUACAUUUGUCAAAUUUUCCGCCUUUUUCUAGUGACAAGAUUUGCUUGAUCGUCUUUAAAUAGUAAUACCUCUACAUACCGCGUGAUACGAUUCAAAUUGAAACUAUAACGCAAUAAAUGUGUCUCUCUCUUUAUCUUUCAUAUGAUUAUUUUAUAAGGAAAUGAUAAAAUUUAACGAACAUAUAGAGUGUUAAGACUGGAGACUGUUGCAAGCAAUGUCAAAAAAAUAAAUAUAACUGGAAUGUAUAUUCUACCAUUUUUUCCCAAGGAAAUUAGAUAAGCUACAUAUUUAUAUACUUAGUUGUAAUAGUUUAAUUAAAUAUAGUGUAAA
This is a messenger RNA of Leguminivora glycinivorella, 2327 nucleotides long. RefSeq names its product anosmin-1 (gene Kal1). Bases 157 to 1572 code for a protein of 471 amino acids. The record is from RefSeq and is a predicted model, not a curated record. Lineage: Eukaryota; Metazoa; Arthropoda; Insecta; Lepidoptera; Tortricidae. Gene Ontology annotation, cellular component: cell surface; extracellular region. Gene Ontology annotation, molecular function: peptidase inhibitor activity; protein binding. Gene Ontology annotation, biological process: neuron differentiation. The transcript is spliced from 10 exons.